This is a messenger RNA of Eupeodes corollae, 912 nucleotides long. RefSeq lists its product as uncharacterized. The record is from RefSeq and is a predicted model, not a curated record. The transcript has 3 exons. The coding region runs from base 337 to 645 and encodes 102 amino acids. Lineage: Eukaryota; Metazoa; Arthropoda; Insecta; Diptera; Syrphidae.
CAGAACGAAAGUGUAUAAAUACCAAAGCGCCUCAGGAUAUCGAAUUAGAUCAGUAGUGCGAAUUUCAGUGCCAAAAUCUCCUUUCUAAGCAAAGGACCUAACAUUUUAUAAAUAUCAUUGGAUUAACUUUGGCCGACGCCGCUUCCUCCAAGAAAUUAACAAUAUUUGAAGAAGAAAUUCUCCAGCAAUAAAUUCACAUUCUAUCCUCCUCCGCCGCUGCCGACACCGUUCUAAAAGAGCCGUUAUACCAAUACCAUUUUAGCAAACUUAACAUAUAAUUCACAUCCGUCAGACCUUAAAUUAACGUCCCAAAACAUACCAAAAAAAACAAACAAAAUGUCCUCCUCAAUGAUGAAAUUCAGUUUUGUUGCUCUUUUCGUAGUCCUUUAUUUGACAGUACAAUGUGAAAGUCGGUAUUUACCAACAAGGGCACAUGGCGAUGAAUUGGACAAGUUAAGGGAGUUAAUGCUACAGAUUCUUGAAUCAAGCAACGAAGAACGCCCAGAUACAGCUGCCGAACGUUUACAACAACAAAUUGGCAGUCCACUGAGGUCUUGGGGCAAACAGGGCGCUUCGUCAUUGGAUUUGAGUGAUGACAAAAUCUUAAGCGGAUCCGGAAGAUCAAAGUUCGGACGGUAUUUUUAAAUAAAUCAAACCGUCGGUCGUCUUAUAAAUAAAUUUAUAUAAAUAGCUGUAAUAAUGUCCAUAUGUAUUCAUUAAGUUCUCUCUGUGCUGGUUUAAUUAUAAAAAAACAAAAAUUAUAUAUUAUUGAUGUUUUGCUAAAAAAAAAGCUAAAAGAAAAAAUCAACCAAAAAAAAGAAAACAAUGUGAAAUUGAUAAUAAUAUUGAUAUAAACUUGUUCCUAUUUUACUUGUAUAAUGUAAAUAAAAUGAAACAAUAAAAUUCUCAAUA